AUGGCCGCGAACCCAACUUCUAAACUAUGUCGACGAUUAUUUCAGGAUUCCAAGCCCAGGACAUUGAUUCAACAAAAUCUUGACCAGCUUAUUAAAGGUGAACAAGAACGAUUUCGUGCUAAGUGGAAUUUUGAUGUCAACAAAGUGUCAUCUUCUAAUUCUUGGAAAAUUGUGACAGACACAAAGGCUUCAUUUUACACUCGUCCUCCUCGCAAAUUGAAGGCUAAAAGACGUUUAACUCCCUCAAUGCUUGAAAGCCUUCGUUCGAAUAUGCAGACUUCUCAAACGUGUCUCACCAGUUCCCGUGUUUUCGGAAAAAUAGCUUUCAAUUUUUCCUCUCCCCACGUAGAAAAAAUGGAUAAUAUUGAAACUACACUGCAACCUGGACCAACUCAGCAACCUAUUUCCCUAAUAUCUUCCCCAGUGAAAUCUUUUGCCUCUACGUCAACAAGUCUUCUCUUAGCCGAUCCAGUAUUCAAAAUUCCUGCAGUACCUAAGAUUUUAAAAAGAAAGUCGAACCCCAGAAUGACUGAUUUCUUUGUUGUGCAGAAGCGUCCCAGAGAAACAAGCAGUAAAUAG
This is a messenger RNA of Rodentolepis nana, 579 nucleotides long. NCBI's taxonomy places the organism in Eukaryota, Metazoa, Platyhelminthes, Cestoda, Cyclophyllidea, Hymenolepididae. The record is from the annotation of a GenBank genome assembly.